Messenger RNA from Pelobates fuscus (common spadefoot toad), 4088 nucleotides. It is a transcript of the gene BAG6, whose product is annotated as BAG cochaperone 6. The transcript has 27 exons. The record is from RefSeq and is a predicted model, not a curated record. Gene Ontology annotation, cellular component: BAT3 complex. Gene Ontology annotation, molecular function: polyubiquitin modification-dependent protein binding; misfolded protein binding. NCBI's taxonomy places the organism in Eukaryota, Metazoa, Chordata, Amphibia, Anura, Pelobatidae. The coding region runs from base 127 to 3561 and encodes 1144 amino acids.
ACCCGGAGGCGGAAGUCGCUCAGAGAACCCGGAAGCGGACCGGCUGCUGCUGCUGUCUGAGUUGCAGCAUUUCUUGGUUGUCGGUGUCUCUGGUUGCCAAGGGAACCGGGGAUUUAAGGGUGCAAUAUGGCAGCCAAUGAGAAAAUGGAGGUGACCGUGAAAACUCUGGAUUCACAGAGCCGAACAUUCACAGUGGAAGAAGAGAUCACUGUAAAAGAGUUUAAAGAUCACAUAUCCUCUGCGGUUGGAAUUCCUGCAGAGAAACAGCGGCUCAUAUAUCAGGGUCGAGUAUUACAGGAAGACAAGAAACUGAAAGAAUACAAUGUAGCUGGGAAAGUGAUUCAUCUUGUAGAACGAGCCCCUCCUCAAACCCAGCCUGCUGCAGGGGGGCCAACUCCCUCUUCCAGUACCUCCACUGGCAGUACCACAGCAAGUGGCCCAGGAGCCACCGGUACCGAGAGAAAUGGGAACAGCUAUGUGAUGGUGGGGACCUUUAACUUACCGCAUGUAAUGUCAGGCCUUGGUGAGGCUACUAGAGGUGCUCGCGUGUCUUCAGUUGCUGGAAAUGAUGGCUCCUCUCUCGAUGUCCACAUAAACCUGGAUCAACAGCUCCUGGGCCAGAGCGAGUCCCGUAUCCGUCUUUUUCUGGCUCAACAUAUGUUGCAAGAUAUACAGAGGCUGUUGGAUCGUCUGGAGGGGAACGCUAGUACAGAGCAGCCCGCUGAGCCCAUGGAUACAGCUGCUCCUGUAGGGGAGUCCCCUGCUCCAAGCGCUCCUAGUGCAGAGGCACAAACUGGUCAACCUGGUGCAACACCUGCCAGUCACCCUUCCCCCUUGGAAUAUUCAGAGGUCCUUCAGUCUCUUUCUCGAGUAGAAGAACGUCUGGCCCCUUUCAUGCAGCGUUAUAGGGAAAUAAUCAGCAAUGCUACCUCUUCCACCUAUGAAAACGAGGACCGUGAACAAUCUCAGCGUGUUAUUAACCUUGUUGGGGAGUCCCUGCGUCUUCUAGGAAAUGCUCUGGUUGCUUUAUCUGACCUGCGCUGUAAUUUGUCAUCUGUCUCCCCCCGUCAUUUACAUGUGGUACGACCUAUGUCUCAUUAUACAGGGCCCAUGUUACUGCAGCAGGCAGCCAUACCCAUACAGAUUAACGUUGGAACAACCGUCACAAUGACUGGGAAUGGUGCACACGCGGGUCAGACCUCUGCAGAAGGAACCUCCGUUCCUACUGCCCCACCGAGUGCCUCUGACCCAGCAAGAGCGUCAACUGAGAGUCAGCCACCUCCCACUGGGGAGCCAGCCCCUCCCCAAGCUCCUCCUGCCUCUGCCCCCCCACCACAACCCCGCGUGAUCCGUAUUACACACCAGACCGUGGAGCCCGUAAUGAUGAUGCACAUGAACAUCCAAGAUUCAGGAUCUGGUGGCCCUUCAAACAUUCCUCCUCCCACUGCAGGGCACGGUGGUGGUACACACAUCCACAUGCCAGGGCUGCCCCCUGAGUUCAUGCAGGCAAUUUCACACCAGAUUACCCAGCAAGCUAUGGCUGCAGCUUCAGGACAACAGAUUCCUGGCUUCCAGGCACAGCCCCCUCGCUUUGUAUUCACAAGGCCUGUAGCCCCCCUUCAUCCUCCACGUCCUGGUGUAACUGUUCCUCCUACAGGGGCUGCUGGACCCACUCCAGGAGCAAUGCCUGGCCCAGCAGGUAAUGCCUCCUUGGCCCAGAUGAUCAGUGGCUUAGUUGGCCAACUUCUCAUGCAUCCAGUCGUUGUUGCUCAGGGCAGCAGCACAACUUCCACCUCGGCACCAACAACUACUACUACUUCGUCUUCUUCUUCAUCAUCAUCUUCUUCCACUUCAUCAUCUUCUACUUUCUCAUCAACCUUCACUGCUCCCACUACCACCACAACUACCUCUUCAUUUCCCAGCACUCCCUCUGCUUCAACCGGUCCCUCUCCACAUCCUCCCCCUGGACCCGACCAGCAGUUUUCUCAGCUGUUUGGUUCCUUGCUGGGCACUGCUAGCUCUGGAAUGGCAAACAUCGCAAUGGGUUCUCCAAGUAUUACUGUGGCCGUUCCAGGAAUGCCAGCCUUUCUGCAGGGUGUUACAGACAUACUACAGGCUGCACAAACUAUCCCUGUGGCCACAUCAGCACCUCAGUCCUUCACUCAGCCACCUCCUUCUACUUCCUCGCCUGCUCCCACUGCACCACCACCACCACAAGCCGCUGGCGCCACUGCUGACGCCCUUACUCCAGAGUUCUUUACCAGUGUGGUCCAAGGUGUCCUCUCUACCAUGCUUGGAUCCCUGAGCGCAGCUGAUCAAACCGGAACAGAAAGUAUUGCAGCAUUUAUCCAGCGCCUCAGUGGUCCUCAUAAUAUCUUCCAGCCAGAUGCAGAGGGGCCAGUGGGAUUCUUUGGAGAUCUCCUGUCACUGAUCUGUCACCACUUCUCACUGGUAGAUAUGGUGAUGUUAUUACAUGGUCAGUCUGAGCCCUUACAGAGUCUUCAACCUCAGCUCCGCUCCUUCUUUCUCCAGCAAUACCUGCAUCAGGCCGACCCCACUCCACACAAUAUACAGAUGGCAUCACGAAAUCUUAUUAAUGGCUUGGAAGCAUACAUACGGGAGAGCUUUGCCCCUGUUUCUGUCCGGGAUGAUGUAGACAUCACUAGAACAAACCUUGAAUUUUUGCAAGAGCAAUUUAUCCGAAUCACCACACACAUCCUUCAUUGUGCAGACUCCACUUUUGGACAGCGUCUGUUGGAGAUGUGUAACCAGUCACUUUUUGAAUGGCUUGCUCUUAAUUUAUAUUGUCUGCGUGGAGACCAGAGUGCUCUAACAUCUGUCAUCAAUGAAAGAAUUAGAAGACUUCCUCUGGACCUUUCUCCUGCACUGGUGUCAUGGAUGACAUCUGUUCUAUCUCUCCGACUCCAAGAACUGCUGGGACAAAUGCCAGUAACUGAAGCGGAAGUGCAAAGACAUGUCCGAAGAGUGGGGGAUCCUCCUCAGGUUUCCGGGUCCUCUUCCCAAGAGCAGCCCAUGGAGACCACACCAGCCGAUUCACAGACUGGUGCUCCCUCUCCAGUGCCUGCCACCACUGUAGAGGAGGUCCUGUUUCUACCUCCUCAAAGUUCAGCACCUAUUCUAUGCCCUGAUUCUGAGCGCAUUGCCCAGGAAGAGGCUGGAACUGAGCCAUGGGCAGCAGCUGUACCCCCAGAAUGGGUUCCAGUCAUCAGACAGGACUUACAGACUCAGAGGAAGCUGAAGCAGCAGCCGCCAUUAAGCGAUGCCUACCUUAGUGGGAUGCCUGCAAAACGUCGCAAAACAAUGCAAGGUGAGGGUCCCCAUCUCUCCCUCUCUGAGGCAGUGACUCGAGCAAUGAGAUCUACAGGAGCCAAGCCAGAAAGCAGCAAUGAGAGUCUGCGGAGAGAGCUGGAUAACAGCGAGGUGCAGGGAAGGUACAGAGAGCAGCUCUGCCAGGAUAUCCAGAAAAUAAUCCAAGAUAAUGAGUCCUACAACCCCCAGCGAUUCCCCAACACACAGAAGGCAUUUAAGGAAGACCCCUAAACGACGUGUACCCUUAAAUCUGUCCAUCAUAAUGUCCAGCGUACUCUAUAUAUGUUCCCAGUCUGAUUCCCCUUGCCACGUGUAACCCUAUUCUAUUGAAUGGACAUUGCUUUCCUGGUGUAAUCUAAGGCGUAUCUUUCGUCCCAUUAAACUUGUACAUUUCCCCUACAUUACCUUUGUCAUUAUGAACCCUACUAUGCUCUGAAAGUUUUGAGUUGUUUGACAUCUCUGGACCUCCAAUGGGACAAUAGUAUAUUUAAAAAGAAAAUGCUCCUCCAAAUUGACACCCCAAAACCGUGCUGUGUGUUUCAUUCCUUGCCUCGAGCCUACACCAAAACGUGUCCAUUUUACCAUGAGCAAGUUAAAUUUUUCACAUGGACUUUUUGCCUUUCUACCCUUGACUCCUAUUUCUUCGUUCAUGGAUAGACUGAAGAUAACUGGGUGGAUCCUUUUGUGCAAAGCAACGCACAGUUCCUUUGUUUGUUAAAUUUCGGAGUCCCUAAUAAAGGUCUUUAAAGAAACCUUAA